Carica papaya (papaya) is the source of this 1951-nucleotide messenger RNA. Lineage: Eukaryota; Viridiplantae; Streptophyta; Magnoliopsida; Brassicales; Caricaceae. The record is from RefSeq and is a predicted model, not a curated record.
UUUCUAAUAAAAAUGUAAAUCUUCAAUUGAUUACGUUAUAUAAAAAAAUAAUUCUAUAUACAUAUAUAUAUAUAUAUGUGCGAGGUGUGCAUCUACAUGUGCAGAAAUACAUAAAUAAAUAAUUUAAGAGAUGAUGAUGUUUAAUUUUGAUCCGGAUAAGAGUAUGUUUGGUUAAGGAAGUAAAUACCAUAGCAUACGAUGAUGAAAGUUUUAUAAACUAAGAUAAGCAAUGCCUUCAUACAGAAUAGAGACAGUGUAAAAGCUUAGAAAUUUGUACACCCUUUGGCACCAAUGGUUUUUCUCCGAAUGAGCAGAUGGUAACGACCAAGUGAUGGGAAUGGAUUCAUCCUAUUAAUAAGAGAUCAGAAAUUGUAUCGUUUUGUUUAGUUUAGUUUUGCCUUAUUUUGUUUGCCACAUGCAGAGCAAUUUUGAUUUUGAUGCACUCAAUAAGAUCCUGAAAUUGAGGAAAUGAACCUAGUCUGGUGUUAUAUGUUAGCACUAUUCACGACAUUGAAGGCUGUCAAGGUGUAUGGAAUUGGGUGGAUUGAUGCCCACGCUACUUUCUAUGGAGGUGGAGAUGCUUCUGGAACAAUGGGUGGAGCUUGUGGGUAUGGUAAUCUUUAUAGCCAAGGGUAUGGGACAAACACAGCUGCAUUGAGUACAGCUUUAUUCAACAAUGGGUUAAGCUGUGGAGCUUGCUUCGAGAUCAGAUGCGUAAAUGAUAGAGAAUGGUGUAUACCAGGCUCUAUUAUAGUAACUGCCACCAACUUUUGCCCACCAAACCUUGCUCUGGCAAACAAUGCUGGAGGCUGGUGUAAUCCUCCUCUGCAGCACUUUGAUCUUUCACAACCUGUUUUCCUACGCAUAGCAAAAUAUAAAGCUGGAAUUGUUCCGGUGCAGUACAGAAGGGUUACUUGCCGGAAGAGAGGGGGAAUGAGGUUCACAAUCAAUGGCCACUCCUACUUCAAUCUGGUGCUGAUAACUAAUGUUGGUGGAGCAGGUGAUGUGGUGGGUGUGUCCAUAAAGGGCUCUAAAACUGGUGGAUGGCAGGCAAUGUCCAGGAACUGGGGUGUGAACUGGCAGAGCAACUCCUACCUCAAUGGUCAGGCCCUCUCUUUCAAAGUCACAACCAGCGAUAGACGCUUUGUGAUCUCUAACAAUGUAGCUCCAACUACCUGGACCUUUGGCCAAACAUAUACUGGAAAACAGUUCUAACUAUUAAUUAUAUUAUCCAUACACUCCUCUCUAACCUUAACCUUUCCUACAAUUUAUUCAAAUUUUCUCACAUGCGUAUCCUAUAAAUACUCCAUCGUGUAUAACAUUUACAUGAGGAUGUAUAAAAACCGUUUUCUCAUGGCCUUCCUUGUGUUGGGUUAUACCUAUUCCUAUACUGGAGGCAGCGAAUGUUGUUAUGUUACACACUCCAUUUAUAUAUACUAUAUAACUAAGGGACUUCCACAUAUUCAAGAAGGCCUCUGUUUUUAACUAGUACUGAUGGCCUGUAAGGUGAGUGGUCACCUUCUUUCUGGCAGAGGUGAAGAAUCACCCGCCCUGAUACAAAAGCUUUUCCUUUCUUGUUUUUUUUCCGGCUUUAUUGUCUUUCAUUUUACAGUUGCAGCAAACAGUAGAGGAUACUUAUGGCUUAAAAAGCCAGUGAGUUGGAGCUAAUCCUCUUCAAUAUGUACUCUUCAAAUAAAUACAUAUGGAAUAAUUUUUGGAGUGUGAUUAAACCCUAUGCUUCAUGCAACAAAAUAUUGCAAUAUUAGGCAUGUGAUUCUCUGAAUUCAACCUACUGUUUGUUUAUGUUGAAUUUUAUAAAACAGAAGAAAACCAAUCCAAAAGGAGGUUACUAGCUCCAACUUAUUUGCAUUAUUAGUCCAUAUUUCUAACCUUGAUUGUGAGAGAAUUCGUUUGCAGUAUCUUAUAGGACGAUGGUGAUGGACUCACCUUA